Drosophila eugracilis is the source of this 1895-nucleotide messenger RNA. RefSeq names its product protein sprint-like. The transcript is spliced from 3 exons. Lineage: Eukaryota; Metazoa; Arthropoda; Insecta; Diptera; Drosophilidae. The record is from RefSeq and is a predicted model, not a curated record. The coding region runs from base 1020 to 1895 and encodes 291 amino acids.
GGCCCCAGUCAGUCGGUUGAGCAGAGUUUCUGUUUCAUACUAUUUUUUUUUUCUUCCACCGCGAUUCGUCGUGUUUUUCUGCCGCCAAAACGAAAAAAAAAAGCGAAAAAGAAAAAGAAAACGAAAAAACCGUAAUAAUACCGGGUCUCCAAAUCCGUACAGCCGUAGUCGUAGUACAUAGAGUCCAUAAGGCGUUGCGGCGCUAGACGAACGCGAGAAGUGCUGCAAGUUGAAUUAAAUAAUGUGUCGCACAAGAUCGCUGCGUGUCGCGCUCAAUUAAAUACACAUAUUUUUUUUUUUAUUCCCUCUUCCCUAGUCUUUACUUAUAUAUUUUUUUUUGCCCGUAUUUUGCACCACAACGUUGUUAUUUUUAUUUAAUUGUUUAAUAACAACAACAGCAAAGCUAAGUGCGAAAAGUGAAGUGGAGUUGGCCGACGGAAUAAAGUGCCUCUGAUCAUCAUCAUCAUCAUCAUCAUCGUCGCGAGUGCGAGUGCGAUUGCUCAUAAAAGAAAAGAAGAAGAAAUUAGAGCAGGUUCUAUGAGAUCGCUGAUAUCUUGAGUUCCUUAGUUCUAGAGUUAUCCUUAGCCUAACCGACAUUCGAUUUGGGUGGCGUUUGGCGUUCCUCUUUGGGAAAGGAAAUCCCAGAGACCCCCUACGCCCGUGGAGAUCCAACGACUGGCACCUGUCGUUAAUUAAAUGUCAACAGUUUGGCAGCAAGGCAAGGAGGUGGCAGGAGUCCAAAGAGCCAAAUGAAUGGGAAACGGAACUGGGAAGAUAGAGCAAAAAAGAGAGAGAAGAAGAAGAGUGAGAUAAAACCAGUAAUAAGCCAAACGAAAUUGUUCAGAAUGUUUGCCGACCGACUGUCAGAUAAAUCAUAAGAAACAGCAAACAGCCAAACAGAAAAGCUACAGAAGGAGAACCCCACAACCCCAACUCUGAAUAAACGAAAGAAAUCUGGGCAGGAAUUAUAUUAAAUAUAUAUAUAAAAAGAUCAGAGAUAUAUAUAUAUUUGAGAAAAAAUGGUUAAUGCGGUGAUGGAUGCCAUAGCGCUGCUCAGCACGCUGGCCAGUGAUUUGGACAUAAUGCUAAAUGAUCUUCGUUCGGCGCCGAGUCAUCCAGCAACAUCAACAACUGCAACAGCAACAGCAACAGCAACAGCAGCAAUAACAAAUCAACAGCAACAUCUACAACAGCAACAUCAUCAUCUUCAUAAUCAGCAGCAAAUGCAAUCAAGGCAAUUGCAGGCACAUCAUUGGCAGAGUUUUAACAACAACAAGAAUAACUUCAGUAAUAACAACAAUAAUAACAACAAUAAUAAUAACAACAAUAACAACAACAACAACAACAACAACAAUAAUAAUAUAAAUAAUAAUAACAAUUUGCCUCACCCACCUUGCCUGAUCGACAUCAAACUGAAAUCACUUCGAACGGCAGCAACCACAUUUACCGCAACAACAACAACAAAAGCUGCUGCAACAACAACAACAUCCAAUCAGCUGCAACAACAACAACGACGUCGGUUGGCCCCCAAACCAUUGCCACGCCCACCGCGACGUACCCGCCCCCUAGCACAAAAAGAGCCAUGCGCCGGCGAUGAGGAAGAUGGUGAUACGGAUGCCAGUGACCUGGCCAAUAUGACAUCACCGCUAAGCGCCAGUGCAGCGGCCACUCGGAUCAACGGUCUGUCGCCGGAAGUGAAAAAGGUCCAAAGGCUGCCAUUGUGGAAUGUUCGCCAUGGCGGCCAUGGCGGAAAUGCCGCCACCCACUGCCACCCAUCAAGUGCCGCAGCGGUGCAGCGAAGGUUGCCCAGCCAAGGCCAUCAGCAGCAGCAGCCGCAGCAGCGAAUUGUGACCCAGCGAUUUCAUCAUCAUCAUCAUCGAACGCAGCACGGGUGA